AUGAUGUUUCUCUUUGAGUACUGGGGUCUAGCUUUGACUCUACUCUACGGACUCUUUACACUCAUACUUUAUAGUAUUAUUGCGGUUAUUAAGGGGACGUUCUUCAAGAGCUUAACAGAAAGAGAGAAGCUCGAACUCGUUCUAGCUAGGGAUAGGUUCUGGAACCUUUCGAAGCAGUGGACCGGCCUGUCGCACGGAUUCAUUACAUUAAAGAAUGGAUUCAAAAUCCACUAUGUUACAAACGACGGGCGAGAAAGGAUUGCCCACCGAGCCUCUGGUAAACCUCUUGUUAUUUUCUUGCACGGCUUUCCUGAUAGCUGGGCAAUAUGGCGGCAUGUCCUUUCUUCCUCCUCGAUACGAGAAUCAAGUACCGUGGUAGCAGCCGAUCUGCCGGGAUACGGUGGAAGCGAUUCUUUGGAGAAAUACGGAGCAACAGAGGUGUUGGAGGCGUUGACCGAAUUUAUUCUAGCCAUUCGAGAGAAAUGUGGCGUGGAUACUGAGCAAGGGAACCAUCAAAGAAAAGUGAUUCUUGUAACACAUGACUGGGGUGCAGUUUUAGCAUUUCGUUUGGCUUCAGAAGCUCCCCAACUUGCAGACAGGUUUAUCAUGAUCAACGGACCUUUGGUCUCCUUAAUGAAGUCAAAUAUGCAUCUGCUGACGGAAUCUUCAGCCAAGAUGUUCAAGACAUUUAUCCGCGAACCCUGGCGCUCGAGAUUCCUUUUGUUGAAGUCGAUCAGGACUUGGAUGCCUGUGCUUCGUCAACUUUGGCUCUCUGGCUAUAUAUUCGCUUUUCAGCUCCCAAUGCCUUUUGUACGCUACAUGGGAACAGGGGGGAACUACUCCUUCUUAAAGGCAGUCCAUAAGAUCAGUGUGGGGACAGCAGACCAAUUUACUAUCCGUGACGCCCAAGAGUCUAUGGCAAGUACGCUCGGUCCAGGUAAAAAAGAGUACGAAACUCAAACAGAAAACAACGAAACUUACCCAUCUUCUGUUCUUCAACGCGAAAAAUAUGGGAAUUUUGGUGAUCUUGCGUCAUAUUAUCGUGAUGGUGCAGCAGCAGGGAUCUGGCAUAAGAGUCUAGAGACUAUAUCAUCUCUCUUCAACAUUGGAACUGAGGAGCCCCGAAGAACAAGCAGCGGAACUGGGGUAUUUGACCUAGAUCGAGGAUCGUUGAGAGCCAAUGCAACAAUUCUGUGGGGCAAAACGGACGUUGCGAUUGACACUCACUUAGCAUUAGAAGGUAUUGCCGACUACCUUGUUCACGGAAGCCAAUUGAUCGUGCUUCCGAGAAGUGGCCACUUCCCGCAAGUUGAGGUUGAAAGCAGGGCGGCCCUUGAAAAGGUUGUAGAGUGGGCUGUUCGUGGUGAAAAGGGAGAUAUUGCAUCAAUGGUUCGCUCAGAGUACCCUGAUGCCAAACUUGUGCUGCAGAAAUAA
Messenger RNA from Ophidiomyces ophidiicola, 1434 nucleotides. RefSeq lists its product as uncharacterized. Gene Ontology annotation, molecular function: hydrolase activity. The coding region runs from base 1 to 1434 and encodes 477 amino acids. The record is from RefSeq and is a predicted model, not a curated record. NCBI's taxonomy places the organism in Eukaryota, Fungi, Ascomycota, Eurotiomycetes, Onygenales, Onygenaceae. The transcript is spliced from 3 exons.